This is a messenger RNA of Aphidius gifuensis, 2005 nucleotides long. RefSeq lists its product as uncharacterized. NCBI's taxonomy places the organism in Eukaryota, Metazoa, Arthropoda, Insecta, Hymenoptera, Braconidae. The record is from RefSeq and is a predicted model, not a curated record. The transcript is spliced from 6 exons. Bases 77 to 2005 code for a protein of 642 amino acids.
AUUACUGAAUAUUUUUAAGAUCCAACACGCGGAAUACGUAACACUUGUAUUGACAACAGUUGACGUUAUUUCCAGUAUGGUAACAGUUUAUUUAGCUGCAGAAGAAAAAUUGUCAGUAGGUUCUACAGCUGAAAGUAUAGAUAAAAAAAUCUUGGAACUCUCCCAGACAAUAACAGACAGACUUGAUGAACUUAAUUUCGAACUUAACAAUGUAGAUACUUAUUUUAAAAAUUAUUUAUCGGAAGAAGUAUUCUCAAAACAGUAUGAACAAGUUUAUGACGAUAUUGAUAGAAUUGAUUUGUUAUAUAAGCAAAGUCAAAAAUGGUUAACAUAUUUGAAAAAAAAUAUAACUUGGGAUCUUGACAGUAAAACUGAUCAAAUGAUAUCUCUUGAUCUCGAUUAUCCACAAUCAAUUUUAUUUGAUAUAAGCAGAAGAUUUUUUCAAAUAAGAAAUAGAAAUAAACCUACUUUUAUUGAAAAGUUUCGUGAUUCAUUAUUGAAUAAAAUAUGUGACGAUGAUCUGACUGCACACUAUCAAUUAUUUUUAUUUUAUAAAAGAAUUAUUUAUACAGAAGUUAAAGGAUUUGGUGCAAUGGCAUUUUCAUAUAUGUGGAGACAUAAAAAUAAUGCUACUAUUUAUGAAAUGAAUGAAGUAAAAAAUGAAAGAAUGCAAAGUAUUAUUAAAUAUACAGAGUUGUUUAAAAAUAUAAUGAAAACGACUAGAAAUUUUAUUCGACGAUGUGAUGUAAAAUACUACAAGGAUAAUAAGACUUAUGCUUCUUUCGAAAAUAUGUAUUACACAACUGUACUUUUUAGAGAGCAUUUUGAGCCCAUUGAAACAAUCAUUGAAUGGGAAAUACCAAAUGCUUUUCGAUUGUGUCAAUUACAUAAUGAUUGCGAUGACAAUAAUCAUAGGUAUGAUAAAAUUUGUCCUGGUUUGAUUAAAAAUUGUCAAAGAGCAUUGACUAUCGAGUAUUGUCAACGAAAAGAAGGAGAUCAAAGAAGUACCAAAAAUUAUUAUUGGAUGAGAAUUAGAAAUUUAGAAAAAUCUAUGGAUUUGGGUGAUACAUAUCGACAAUGCCAGCCAAAUUCGUUACAUAAGAUAAAUAAUUUUCAUACAGAUUAUAUAAAAAAUAUUCAACUUCCAAUUUACUGUGAUUGUAUAGAUGAUAGUAUUUAUACUAGAAGCACUAAUACGAUUAGAGCUUUCAGUUUGUUAUGGUCUCAAACGAGUGCAAACAACAUGGUAGCAACUGGUGCAAGACUUGUUGCUAAAGAUCGAAUGAUUCAUAUUCAGCUUCGUGAAGGUAAACUUUUGCCUUAUGGAGAAAUUGAUAAAAAAACUGAGAGAUGGAUACCACUACCGUCCUUUGAAUAUAAUAAAAAUUUUCCUCAUGUGGCAAUUGAUUUGAAUGACAAGCGAUAUUUAUUGACUGAAAAUAUUGAUUUUAUCUUGAUAAAUCAUCUGUGGGCAAAAACGAUAUGUCUACAAAAAUUGGCUUUUGAUGAAGAACAUUUAUUGACUGGUGUGAGGUUCAACUAUGAACAUCUAGGUAAAGGCUUAGAAAAACGUUUAAAACUUGAAGCAAAAUUUGUUGGUUUUAAUUAUCAACAUGGAAACAUAACAUCUAAAAGAAAAUAUAUUAAACAAUCAUGCAAAAAGCUACCUGAAUUGAUUUUGAAUAAUCCUGAUGAUCCACUCAAAUUUGAAACACAUCCACAUGAUUCUAAGGAAAAUCAAUUUAUUACAAUCAGAGCAUCAGACUUGAUUAAAGAUGCAUCACAAACAACUAUUCCAUUUUUUGAUCUUUUAGAAGUUGCACCUGAAACGAGCGUACCACUCAAUGGAAUUGAAUUAUUUCACAAAGGACAACUUGAUGGUUCAUCUGGUGGAUAUAUUUCUUUAAAAUUAUAUCCAUUAAAUUUGACUAUGUAUAUGAAUCCACCAUUAUUUCAUGACUUUUUAAAUAUUGAAAAUAUAACAGUACCUAAAUUUGGAACUUAA